Molecule: messenger RNA, 1310 nt
Organism: Carassius gibelio (silver crucian carp)
Lineage: Eukaryota; Metazoa; Chordata; Actinopteri; Cypriniformes; Cyprinidae
Product: protein tyrosine phosphatase type IVA 2
Exons: 8
Coding region: 784-1290 (168 amino acids)
Biological process (GO): protein dephosphorylation
Cellular component (GO): nucleus
Molecular function (GO): protein tyrosine phosphatase activity
Source: RefSeq, a predicted model, not a curated record
GGCCAGGUGACUUCGGCCAGCCAAUCAGCAAUCAGCGGUCAUCUGCGCGGACCGGAAUUGUCGCCUGGUUACGGGAGCUCUAUGGUCGGGGAGAGCUAGCCGGCUAGCAGCUACUCUCAACCCUUUCUCUCUUUGUCACGGUAUUCAUAUCUACCGUCAGCUCUUUCAGAAGUACAUUUACCUGGAUUUGGAGGAACAUGAAGGUGCAAAGAAGAGACAGUCACGAAUGGUGAAGAUAGAAUGCAGAGUUCUCAACUUGUUUUCUGUUCACUUAUUGAAAGCUGCACAUUUAUGGCGUUUGUCAGUGUGAGUGGAGACUUCUGCCAGGCACAGCACCUGGUCAUUGUAGACAAGUGAACAGAGGGCCUGCCAUAUGAAGAUUACACUACCUGACUGCCCGUCUUAAAUUCUGCACUAUCGGGGAGCAUCUUUUUUUUCUUGUCCAGAGUUAAAGUUUAUGAAUCGGUUUGAGCCAAUCCAGGUACUAGAGCGAAGCGUUUUUUCUCUUUAGUGCCAACUGAUCAUCUCUCCUCUCCUGAAUGGGGUAAUUAUAAAUUGCGAAUCAGAAGGAUAGUCCCCUUCUUUUAGUUUUUUUUUUAAAGCUGUUGGAGCGUGAAAGUGGUCUCCUUCUCCUGUAUCCCCCUUUUUUUUUUUAGAACAAUUAGAGAUUUGCCUCAAAGUUAAAUUGCUUUGAUAUUUUAAAUUAUUAUUUCUAUAGCCCUGUAGACCAUUCAGAAGUUUUCUUAUCAUCAAGUCCAAUUAAAACUUCAUUUGAGUGUCAAAAUGAAUCGCCCAGCCCCUGUUGAGAUCACCUACGAAUGCAUGAGGUUUCUCAUCACCCACAAUCCCACCAAUUCACAGCUGGCCAAGUUUACAGAGGAACUGAAGAGUUUUGGAGUGCAGACGCUUGUCCGGGUUUGUGAUGCAACUUAUGAAAAAACACCAGUGGAAAAAGAAGGCAUUGAAGUUUUGGAUUGGCCUUUUGAUGAUGGUUGUUCGCCCCCUGAUCAAAUUGUUGAUGACUGGUUGAACCUUCUCAAAUGUAAAUUUAAAGAUGAACCAGGCUGUUGCAUUGCAGUACAUUGCGUUGCUGGAUUAGGACGAGCUCCUGUCUUGGUGGCCAUAGCCUUAAUUGAAUGCGGGAUGAUGUACGAAGAUGCUGUCGAGUAUAUUCGUGAGAAAAGGCGUGGGGCAUUUAACGCCAAACAGCUUAUGUACCUUGAAAAAUACAAACCCAAGAUGCGCCUGCGCUUCAAGGAUGCCAACGGUCAAAACUGCUGCAUUCAGUAAAUAAACAUUCAUCCAAAGGA